AUGUCACCAGUUGUACUCGAAACGAUAUCACGGAUAUGCAGCAGUAAAAGUCUGAAGGGGAUGCGCCUCAACGUGCCUCGCGCGGUUCGCGCCGGUCACUCCGUCACCCUGGGGUGUGAUUACGACCUGGAGGACGCACCCCUUUACUCAGUGAAGUGGUACCGCGACCAGGGCGAGUUCUACAGGUACGUGCCGAAGGAGGAGCCACCGACGAGAGUGUUCAGUUUACCCGGACUUCACGUUGACGUGGCGGUAUCAAAUGCGCACAACGUCACAUUGAUGUCAGUGGGACGUAACACUUCGGGACUAUUUCAGUGUGAAGUGUCAGCUGAUGCGCCGUUAUUUCAUACCCAGAUAUUGUCAGCGCCGAUGACAGUUGCUGUUGUUCCUGUUGGAGUACCAAUCGUAACUGUGGACAGGGCCGGUCUUGAGCAUGGCCGACCUCUGAUUGCCGACUGCCAUGCUCCUCCUUCCUACCCAGCUGCCAAUAUCACCCUCUACGUCAACGACGAAAGG
This is a messenger RNA of Leptinotarsa decemlineata (Colorado potato beetle), 516 nucleotides long. RefSeq lists its product as uncharacterized. NCBI's taxonomy places the organism in Eukaryota, Metazoa, Arthropoda, Insecta, Coleoptera, Chrysomelidae. The record is from RefSeq and is a predicted model, not a curated record.